AUGACAUCCAAUCCCGGUAUAAGCCUCCACGUUACAAUAUACAUUGACCCCUCCAAUGUAGAGAAAUUCUUCGAACUUAUGAAGCCGGUCUACGAUGCUGUUGUUGCUGAACCAGAAUGUCGAUUCUUUGAGAUAUAUCAAGAUCCAAAAGAGCUUGGAACCUUGAGCUGGGUGGAGAACUGGGAUGCGACUCCCGAAUGGCUUGUUCAGACACAACUGCAGAAGGAAUAUUAUAAGCCAUAUUUUGCUGCUACGGAACCAAUGUUUGUCAAACCGCGCGAGUACAAGCUUUACAAAAGACUAGGAAAGCCGUUCUAUACCGCCAAGGAUCAGUAA
This is a messenger RNA of Penicillium angulare, 336 nucleotides long. RefSeq names its product putative quinol monooxygenase. The record is from RefSeq and is a predicted model, not a curated record. NCBI's taxonomy places the organism in Eukaryota, Fungi, Ascomycota, Eurotiomycetes, Eurotiales, Aspergillaceae. Bases 1 to 336 code for a protein of 111 amino acids. The transcript is spliced from 3 exons.